AUAUAUAUUCACUGAAUAAAACAAUUUUAUCAAAGAAAUAGUGCUAUAUAUUAUUAUAAUAAGUUUUGCCCUUCAGAAAUACAUGUUGUACUGAAGAAAAAUUUCGUAAUUUGGAAUUUUCAUAUAUGAUGCCUUGUAAAAAUGAACAUGGUCAAACUAUUGGUGACGCUGUGCCAAAUUGGAAAGUUCCAUCGCAACCAGAAAAGAUAACGUUGAUUGGUAAUCACGGUCGAUUGGAACCACUUGUUGUUGCCAAGCACGCUGACGAUUUAUACGCGGCUUUCAAACCAUGUGUACAUAAUGGUGAUUGGACUUUUCUUAGAAUAGAACCAUUUCAAAGCGUUGAACAAUGGCAAAAGUUCAUCGAAGAACGUGUAAAAUUAAAACAUAUUGUGAAUUUUGCUGUCAUUGAUAACUUGUCGAGCAAAGCAGUUGGAAUGAUUGCAUUGGAUCCAAUUGAUUCACCCAAUGGUGUCAUUGAAGUGGGUUCCGUGUUUUUUUCGCCAUUGAUGAAAAAUUCAAUUCUUUCCACGGAAGUACAAUAUCUUCUAAUGGCUUAUGUUUUUGAUAAAUUGAGUUUUCGUCGAUACCAAUGGAAAUGUAACAGCUUGAAUAUUUCGUCGUGGAAAGCGGCGGAAAGAUUGGGAUUCACUUAUGAAGGCACUUUUCGAAAUUUUGAAAUUACCAAAGGGCGUAAUCGUGAUACUGCAUGGUUUUCAGUUAUUAACAACGAGUGGCCAAAAUUGAAAACAGCAUUUCAAGCAUGGCUUGAUUCAUCAAAUUUUUAUGAGUGUGGAAGACAAGUUAAAAAACUUACCGAUUUCCGAAAAGAUUAGACCAUGGUUUUUAUAAUUCAAUAUUUGAAUAUAAUUUAAUGUUUUAUUACCAG
Messenger RNA from Contarinia nasturtii (swede midge), 889 nucleotides. RefSeq lists its product as uncharacterized. The record is from RefSeq and is a predicted model, not a curated record. Lineage: Eukaryota; Metazoa; Arthropoda; Insecta; Diptera; Cecidomyiidae. Gene Ontology annotation, molecular function: protein-N-terminal-alanine acetyltransferase activity; protein N-terminal-serine acetyltransferase activity. The transcript has 2 exons. The coding region runs from base 126 to 836 and encodes 236 amino acids.